Elephantulus edwardii (Cape elephant shrew) is the source of this 3795-nucleotide messenger RNA. It is a transcript of the gene USPL1, whose product is annotated as ubiquitin specific peptidase like 1. Gene Ontology annotation, molecular function: SUMO binding. The coding region runs from base 1 to 3795 and encodes 1264 amino acids. Lineage: Eukaryota; Metazoa; Chordata; Mammalia; Macroscelidea; Macroscelididae. The record is from RefSeq and is a predicted model, not a curated record. Gene Ontology annotation, cellular component: Cajal body. The transcript is spliced from 8 exons. Gene Ontology annotation, biological process: Cajal body organization; protein desumoylation.
AUGGAUUCCCCGAAGAUUGGAAAUGGUUUGCCAGUGAUUGGACAAGGGACUGAUGAUAUAGGGGUAUCUUCACUCCACAUGGUGGGGUAUUUGGGAAAAAACUAUGAUUCAGUUAAUGGUGUAUCAGGUGAAUACUGCCCAGCUUGUAAAGAGAAGGGAAAACAAAAUGCAUUAAGAACUUUUCGAAUUAGUUUUGAAGAAUCAAUCCUUUUGUGUGAGGAUCUACAGUGCAUCUACCCUUUGGUCUCCAAAUCACUUAAUAACUUACUUUCUCCUGAUUUGGGAAAUUGCCACAUUCCAGAUAAGCCUCGUCAAAAAAGAAAAAAGUCGGCAACCAGUUGCAAAGAGUCACCUCUUUUAACAAAUUCCAAAAAGCCUAAAACUGACGCUGUUGUGGAUGGUGAACAAACACUGAGCAACAAACACAAUGGAGAAACGCAUGAUGAAGCCUCCUUUCACUUACCUGCCUUGCCUCCACAUGGUCAGCAGAGCCCCCUUGGGACAGCUGGUUCCUUGGCACAGACGGAGACUUUGGAGGCUGAUGGGGUUGGCCUUGCUGAUAAACACGAUCCUUCUGCAAUGGACGUUACAGGAACCAGGGAACCUUCCCCUCAGCAUGAAGGCUUUCUCCCUAAACUGGAAAUACCACCAGAGAACAAUAGCAAGUCAAUGGGCCAGGCCUUUUGUGUCCAGUGGAAAAAUGCUUAUUCUCUGUGUUGGCUAGACUGCAUCCUGUCAGCAUUGGUGCACUUGAAAGCUUUAAAAAUGGCUGUGACUGAACUGGGCUCUGGAGAAGACUCUAUCUUCAGGAGGCUUUUGACUAAGUAUGAGAGAGCUAAUGAGCUGCUGUGCACCCAUCAGCCAGGUGGCCUUCAAGAUGGAGAUGGUAAAAAACUUCCUUUAGAAGUGUCUGUAAGGAUAGAUGCUUGUCUGAAUGAAGUCAGAGAUGAAAUUUUUACCAGACUUCAACCCCAGCUUCGCUGCACAUUAGGUGAUAUGGAAAGCCCUGUGUUUGCAUUUCCCCUCCUCUUAAAGAUAGAGCCUCAGAUUGAGAAACUUUUCAUGUAUUCUUUUUCCUGGAACUUUGAAUGUUCACAUUGUGGAUACAAGUAUCAAAACAGGUGUAUGAAGACUCUGGUCACCUUUACACAUGUCGUUCCUGAGUGGCACCCAUUGAAUGCUGCCCGUUUUGGCCCAUGUAACAGUUGCAGUAGUAAAUCACAAAUAUGGACAAUGGCCUUGGAAAAAAUACCUCCCCUCUUCAUGCUGCACUUUGUGGAAGGCUUACCCCAUAAUGACCUAGGGUGGUAUGCAUUUCAUUUCGAAGACUCCCCUUAUCAAGUAACUUCGGUGAUUCAGUACCAAGCAAAUAAUCAUUUUAUAACAUGGAUUUUGGAGGCUGAUGGACAGUGGCUUAAAUGUGAUGACUUAAAAGGCCCAUGUUCAGAGAGACGUGAGAAAUUUGAAGUUCCUGCUUCUGAGAUUCAUAUUGUUAUUUGGGAAAGAAAACCAUCCCAGGUUCCAGAUAAAGCAGCUGCUGAUUUUCCACUUGGAAAGAUGACUGAUCAGCAGGCUUCUGGCAAUCAAGAUCCAGUGUUUCCAGCAUUAUGUCCCGAGGGCCAUCCUACCUCAGGUGCUGCAACCUCAGUCACACCUGCCUCAGUUGGAAUGUCCUCGGUCACUCAGGCCUCAGCUGGAAUGUCCUUGGUCACUCAGGCCUCAGCCAAAAUGUCUUUGGUCACUGAUACUUCAGCUGAAAUGUCCUUGGUUAAUCAGGCCUCAGUUGAAAUGUCCUCGGUCACUCAGGCCUCAGCUGAAAUGUCCUCAGUCAUUCAAGACUCAGCUGAAACGCCUUUGGUCACUGAGACCUCAGCUGAAAAGUCCUCGAUCACUCAGGCCUCAGCUGAAAUGUCCUCGGUCGUUCAAGACUCAGCUGAAACGCCUUUGGUCACUGAGACCUCAGCUGAAAUGUCCUCGAUCACUCAGGCCUCAGCUGAAAUGUCCUCGGUCAUUCAAGACUCAGCUGAAACGCCUUUGGUCACUGAGACCUCAGCUGAAAAGUCCUCGAUCACUCAGGCCUCAGCUGAAAUGUCCUCGGUCAUUCAAGACUCAGCUGAAACGUCUUUGGUCACUGAGACCUCAGCUGAAAUGUCCUUGGUCAGUCAGGCCUCAGCUGAAACAUCUUUGGACUCUGAGACUUCAACUGAAACGUCCUUGGUCUCUCAGGCCUCGAGUACUGGUGAUCCACCAGCUCUGCUACCAGAUGAAGCUGUUGACGUUGGGGACCAUUUACUUCCAGGUCCACAAAGUGUGACUGAUGACAGCAUUUUCAUUUUGACACUUGAAGAAAUCCAGGUUCCCUCUGGUGGCUUCCUGUCUGAAAACCAGCCUGUGGGAGGAGGUCAAGCAACUGUUAGUAUGAGCCCUUGGCAGUCACAGGAAUCCCUGCUGGAGUCAUUAGUGUCGGCUCCUUGCACUGACUCUCCUGUGGGUGUAAGUGUUCCAUGCCAGCCUGUAGAUGCCACCACACUACCAGCACCACUCACCGGUACUGAGCCCACGAUCAAUGGUUACGCGGCCCAUCUUACACAAGAAGGAAAGUCCACAGAAAACGAGCUGCCACUGCCAGGAGCUGGAACUUCAAAGCCAGAAUCACAUGUUACAUCACUGUUAUCCUCUCUAAAGAAAAAAGACACUACUACAGAGUCCCCAGCCGCCACAGCCUGUCUGAGACAGAGUCAGCCCCCCAAAGAGAGCCCGAAGAAGCCGUUCAUGGGGAGCUGGGUCAAAAGCCUACUGAGCAGGGGCGCCUCUUUCAUGCCAUCCUGCGUCUCUGCACGUGCUAGAAGCAUCAUUACAGAUUUGCAGCCUUCAGUGAAAGGGGCAAGUAACUUUGGUGGCUUUAAAGCCAAAGGUACAAACCAGAGAAACAGCCAGGUGUCCAAGAGAGUGCGGAAGUGCACGAGUAAGCCACCUGCGCCCCCUCCACCUGCACCACCUCUGCCACCUGCACCAAGUUCCUCCAUCUCUGAUAGCCUGGCCUCCCCUCUGCAGGCCCAUAGCAGGGAUACUGCUUCUGAAGGCCCUUCUCCUGCAGGGCACAUCCAUCAGAGUGUUCCUGGCAGGGAGCUUGACUCUCCAGCUGGCUACAGAGACUCAGCCAAUGAUCAGAUUCAUCAGCUGAGGCUCAGACUGCUUAAAAAACUUAAGGCCAAAAAGAAGAAAUUAGCUGCCCUGAUGUCUGCCCCCCAGAAUGGAAAAGAUCCAAAUGAAAAUUUGGAAGCCAUGUCCCAUUCUGGAUCUCCUAAUAACUGUGACUCCAUUGAGCAGUUGCUGGAUGAACUGCAGUAUCAGAUUGACAUUGCUGAUAACAAAGCUGGAUGCACGACUGUCCCAGGUGCUUCCCCAUACGGUGGUCAGACGCAGGAAGAGAUCUUAGCAGAAUUGCUGUCUCCUACAACUCUUGUUUCUCCAGGUCUUACAGAGCAGGGUGAAGCUGACUUUCGGUAUUUGGAAAUGGGAGAUGAUCAUGUCCCAACACCAGCACCCAGUCACCUGAGCAUCACUCCUCAGAACACACAUCCAAAGCCGGAUCAUAAUUACUGCAGUCCCACCAAGAAAAGCCGGGGUGACAUCCAGGCAGACUUGGUAAUAGAUAAUUCCUGUGUUCGAACGUUAAACUUAGAGAGUCCCAUAAAGACUGAUAUUUUUGAUGACUUUUUUUCUACUUCAACAUUGAAUUCUUUAGCAAAUGAUCCAUUAGACAUACCUCAUUUUGAUGAUUACCUGUUUUGA